AUGAGAUUGUUUUUGGUGGUAUUUUUAACGUUUGUUGUUUUGUUAAACAACAUUGAUGCAUCAUUUUUAUUUGGACAACCAUGUAGUAUACGAAAUACAGCGUACUUAAAAGUACACAAAUGGAUAGCACCUCCUGGUGAAAUAAACUGCGUGGACGUAACAGGCUUCAAGAAAAACAUGCAUAACAAAAUCCGUUUAUCGAAUUACACAAAUUUUUUUAACAAAGCUUCAAACGCUGACACUUUGUAUGCAGACCAUAUCAAUAUUACGAGAUUCCCAAUACUUAUAGUUAAAUCUCUUCCCAAUUUGGAGCUGAUCGAUCUAUCAGGUAACAAAAUUCGAAAACUGCCGACCAAGAUGUUCAGACUGGCUCCGAAAUUAAAGAAACUGCUGGUAUCCGAUAACAAAAUAAUGAUACCAAAGCGUGUAUCCCUCAUAUCUUCAAUAACUCUACAAACGUUGAUGUUAAGCAACAAUGGAAUUCAUACGAUCUACAAGUAUACGUUCAGGAAGUUGCCGAAUCUCGAAGUCUUGUAUUUGGAUAAUAACAAUCUGAAAACUUUGAAUCCUAUGUUUGGUACUUUGCCAAAUUUGAAGAUGUUGCAUGUUGGGAGGAAUUAUCUUACCGCUAUACCACCAAAAGAACUGGUGUCGAAGUCACUGAGGCAAUUUAUUACCAAAACGCAGAAAAAGGAUAUCGAAAAGCGUUCAUAUUAG
Messenger RNA from Psylliodes chrysocephalus, 717 nucleotides. The record is from the annotation of a GenBank genome assembly. Lineage: Eukaryota; Metazoa; Arthropoda; Insecta; Coleoptera; Chrysomelidae.